Messenger RNA from Asparagus officinalis (garden asparagus), 1593 nucleotides. Its product is annotated as protein FAR1-RELATED SEQUENCE 5-like. Gene Ontology annotation, biological process: regulation of DNA-templated transcription. The transcript has 3 exons. Lineage: Eukaryota; Viridiplantae; Streptophyta; Magnoliopsida; Asparagales; Asparagaceae. Gene Ontology annotation, molecular function: zinc ion binding. The coding region runs from base 1 to 1593 and encodes 530 amino acids. The record is from RefSeq and is a predicted model, not a curated record.
AUGGCUGAACCUGGUGAUAGUAGCGAAGAUAUUCAUGGUGAUAAUAACAACAACAACGAUUUCAUGCCUUUUCCAACAACGAUGCCUGUUUCAAGAAUGCAAAUUGGUGAAAAACCGUGUUUAGGAAUGAAGUUUAGUAGUCAUGAAGAGGCCUACAACUAUUAUAACUCAAAGACGGCUAGUGAUGCAGAUUUUUAUUUUGCAUUAGAAGUAGCUUGUACUGGACAAAUGAGAAGUGUUUUUUGGACAGAUGGAAAAUCAAGAGCAACUUAUUUGAAGUUUAAUGAUGUUAUUGUGUUUGAUGUGACUUAUAAAACCAAUAAGUUUAGUCUUCCAUUUGCACCAUUUACUGGGGUGAAUCAUCAUAGGCAAUCUACUUUAUUUGGUUGCGCACUGCUAGCUGAUGAACAAGAAGAAACAUUUGUUUGGUUGUUUCAGGAAUGGUUAAACUGCAUGCAUGGAAUUGAACCAGGUGCUAUCAUCACAGAUCAAGACCGAGCAAUGUGUAAUGCCAUUCAUAAAGUAUUUCCAAACACAAGGCAUCGUUAUUUUUAUUGGCAUCUGCAGCGACAUAUUGCCGAUCAUUUGUAUUCUUUGAAUUCUGUUUAUAGUGAAGAAUUUCAAAAAUAUUGGGACUUGUGGUGUAAUAGUGGUAACAUUGAGAACUGUAAUUUGCAUUGGCACAAGAUGAAGGAGAAGUUUAAGAUAAUAGAAGAAGAAGAUGGAUGGCUGCAAAAUAUUUACAUGUAUCGAGACCAUUGGGUGCCAUGCUUCUUAAAAGGCAUUUUUUUUGCAAGAAUGAGAUCAACUCAAAGGAGUGAAAGCAUCAACUCAUUCUUUGAUGGAUAUGUGAAUUUACAAACACAGUUAAAAGAAUUUGUAACUCAAUAUGAAAAGGUCGUUACACAUCGACGAAUGAGUGAAGCACAUGAAGAUUUUAGAACUCUUAAUACAAAACCGCAGUUUCACCUUGGGCAUCCAAUUGAAAGACAAGCUGGAAGUAGUUAUACCCGCACUAUGUUUCAUGUAUUUCAGAAUGAGAUCAAAGGGUGUGGUGUUCUUGGCCUUCUAGAGGAGAGAAAAGAAGAAAAGUCUGUUUUAUGGCGAGUUGGUGACUUAGAUGAAAGCAAUGAAAAGUGGAGGUUUGUUACUUAUGAUGAAUGUAGAGAAGUACAGUAUAGUUGUAGUUGUAGUUUGUUUGAGAAUAGUGGUGUUCUAUGCAAACAUAUUUUGUACACUCUAAUGUUCAACAGACAAUGCUGUUCAUUGCCCAGUGUAUAUAUCCUACACCGUUGGACUAUAGAUGCUCGACAUCAUAACAUUGGAGUUAGUAAUGUUGUGUUUGGCAAAAACAUUGCAGGUGGUGUAGAAAAAAUCAAUUUGUUGAAACCUUGGGCUUUAAAAGCAAAAACCAACAAUGCACUGGAGCUUGCCUUUGAGUCAGAUAAGAGGAUGCAUGAGCUUGAUUCUUUGUUAACAAGUUUCAUAGAGAGGGUUGAAGAAGAAGUCAGAGGGUGUCAAGCAAUAGAUGCUGGAAGCAGCCACAUUCCUGACUCGGAUAUUCCACAGAUACCUACUUCACAUACAAUCUAG